AGUGUUCAUGUUGACAGUCCGAGCUGUGUUGAGGCUGCAGCUCUCCGUGUGGCCGGGCGGUGGCGCUGUUUCCUCAGAUGCUGAACUCCGUGCAUUAGGUGAAGGACUAUGUUGUGAAAAUCUUUCAAACUGUUAAUGGUCGGAGUCUCGGUUCUUCUCCCGGUUCUCUGCUCGGUGCGUCCCGGGCCCGUGAGCGCGGCUCCUCCUGCGGACUGCGGCCGCCCCGGGUGGGACAGUUCCGGGCAGCGGCUCCGAGGGUUUCUGCUCUGACUGGAGGUUUUUACCAAGUUAGCUCAACAGCUAAUCCCAAAAGUCGCGUCAGCUGUGCGGACCCGAAUGAAAAGUUCCCCCGGAGACGGUGAGGCCUCGCGGGACGUGCCCCUCGCAGCUGGAGGCAAACUUCGAGCGGAACUCUUCACCUCCGCUUCGGAUUUUGGUCGCUUUUACGCAGCCGUUAAAUUUGCGUUCGAGAAGCCAUCGACCGACGCUCAGCCGCGGGUCCUAAAUGUGCGUGAGCCGCGGGGACGCUCGCUUCUGGUGCUGUUAGCGGGGGGAGAUGCGGUAGAGGGCGUGAGGCUCCUCUCCUCUGCCCGCUGACUCUGACACUCCAGGUCCGCGGCUCUGAGGCCUGCGGGUCAGGCUUCUACCGGGCUCGAGUAGAGCCCGACGCCGCCUUCAGAGGGUCGAAGGCCGGCUGGGGGCGCUGCCGCUGCCGGGCCCGCGCACCAGGUCAUGGAGAGGAUGGAGGUGGAUCAGUGCGCAGGCGCAGGGGGCGGGGCGCUCCGCAGAUCCAACAGCGCCCCCAUGAUCACCAGUGUCAGUGAUGGGAUGACAGUCUUUAGUCCCAUGUCCUCUGCUCGAUACCGACGCAGCAGCGUCUCCAUCAACCCCAGCUGUCCGUCACAGCUCAUCCCUCUCUCUCCGUUCUCUCUGAGCGGAGACAGACUCGACCAGAAGAGACAGGAGGAGAACAUGGAGACAAUGCUUAGAGGAAGUCUGCACAGACUCAGUGCUUCCAGUCUGAUUCCGGUUCCUCCCGUCAGUCAGUGGCAGGAACACACUUCAACCUGGUUUCAGUCGCAGGACAGCGGCGUCACACCAAACUCCUCCCCCAGUCCCACCCGGCGCUUCAGACCAACAGUCAACACCUCAGUCAGGGUUCCUGUGCUGACUCCACUGAAGAGGAAAGGUGGAGUCGAGUCGGACGGACCACCGAAGAAGCUCUUUGUUGCAGGGAUAACCGACCCCGCCCACCGCAGCAGCUACACGGUCAGUGUCUCUCAGUCGACGGCAGAGCCUCCACCAGCAGGGGGCGUCAGUCCUCAGUCCAGCCCUCUGUCCCUCUCCCCUCCCCCCUCCUUCACCCACUUCAGCUCCCAGCAGCAGCCUGGACACUAAACCCCGCCCCCCAACACCCACCCUCAUCGCACCUUAUCCAGUGUUGCUGUAAGUUCCGCCUCUUCCUGUCCACACAUUUGACGGACAGAAGAACACAGGAAGUUCAGAAGGGACAGUCGAGACAUUUGUCCCUCUCAGCUCUGCUCGUUGUCAUGGAGUCUGAAUCAUCUGUUGAAAACAUAAUCCCAGUUUCACUCUCCAGUUCAUCUCAUGUUGGACCAACACCUGUGGUUCCAGGGCCGGUCCUGAGGUGAGCCCCGACCUCAGAUCAGUCGACUGACGCUCAUCGGCAUCAUGACAACAACAUGAAGACACCGGCUGGAAGUGUGUGUCUGUGAAGACGCACAUCUACGAGCUGCUGAACCCGAGGAUCAACGUGUUGCAUUCAGACACGAAGAGGAAGUAAGGUUCACACGUGGAGACGCUCACGACCUGAUGUUCAGCUCAGAGGAGACGUCCAACGGGACGAUCACCGGAACUUUGAAAGAGCCUGAUCUGGCUCGUCGCUCGUCCUUUCAUGAAGGCACAGAUCUUCUCUGAUCCAUAAUUGGAUGUUUCCACAGUCUUGUGUUAUUAUUGAGACAAAAGGCAGCAACUGAAAGAAGUUGAUCAGAAUCACUUCAGGUUCCACAGAAAUGUGUCCAAUCGAUUCCUUCAGGAAACGAACAGAACAGAAGCUUCACGAAGUAAAACUUUUAUCAAGAUGAAUCCAGAAAAGAUCCGGAAUCCGGCAUCGUGAGGGUUCGUGAUUCAUCUGCAGCCAGAAAGACGAAGACGCGUCUCAGCUUCCUCCUGAAUGAGGCUGAAGUAUCUCCCAUAGGAACGCUGCCAUCUUGUGGUGACAACGUCAUUUACAGUCAGUGUGGUGUCAAGGUCCCGCCCAGACACACUCAACCAAUCCUGAGUCAGUGUCAGCUGUCAAUCAUGGCGUCUCAGCCUGUUUUUAUAUCAUUAAACAAAACUGAUCAGAGAGAUAAGAACGAGCUGUACAGCAGCCAGCCACCAGGGGGCGAUCCAGGUGACUUGGAUUCACUUUGUGGAGCCUAAACGUCGUCCAUCUUUAUCAGCCGAGAUGUUUAUACACCAGCACUUCGUCAACUCAGAGAACCAGGGUUACACACGUUAUUUGUGUUGUUAAAUUUCACGUUAUUUACAAGUUUGUCUCUGAAGAUCACGACACAGAUUGUUGCACAAAAAUCCAAUGAAACAAGAAACUACAAAGUUUUUGUUACCAGAAGAAACUUCGUUCGUGUUUUAACAAAACGUUUGGUUGUUGGAUCUCGACUGAAGCUUCUCCUUCAGCAGAAGAAAGUUGAAGUUGUUUGAGUCGCCGGACGUUCGAUGGCUCCGCCUCAGCAGAGGACGCUCGGUCGUUUAGAGUUUCUUUAUGAAUAUUGACCGAGAGCAGCUGAUUCGUUCUUCAGCUGCAGUUUGAUUGUAAAUAUUGAAUCUUUAGAAACGACCAUAUUUUUGGAUCAGAAGCCGACUUGGUUGUCGUGUUUUAUGUCACUGUUACAAACAAAAUGAAUCAAUGUGUUGACUGUGUCGUGGUUAUUACCCAUGAUCCUCUGCUUCCUGAACCUGAAGAGCUGCAGCUGUCUUCAUGUUUCACAGUUUCCUGCUGAAUACUGGAGAUAAACUCUGGUUGUUAAUAACUUCAGAGUGUUUUGAACUGAUCUGAGUUCAGCUUCACUCUUCAGCUGCAGCUGGUUGUGUCUGUGACUCUCAGUCAGUUGUUCUCUCAGGAGAUGGAACCCACUCACCAGAGUCACAGAGAAAAGACGCUCAGGGAGAGAAGAGGAAACUUUCUCUUGUUCACACUCACACAUCAGACUCACUUCAUCCAGCUGCUGCUUCAGGUAGAAACGUUUAUGCUUUGAUGCUUUAAUCAUAUUUUGAUGAUAUGAACUCAUGUUGGCCCCAAAUUAUUCAAGUGAAACAGUUCACUGUUGGGAACUUUCCUUAUGCACAUAUCUCCUGCACUGUUCUACAGUCAGUGAAUCUCCAUAUUGAUAUAAAGAUGUGGAACACAUCAGCAGCUCUGAGUCGUUUCAUUCCAACAUCUACAGACACGAUCACGUCUGUGACCAAAAAACAAUCCUCAACAGAAAGUUCUGCUUCGUCUUCGUUUGGUUUAUUAUGUGUUGAAAAUCAAACAACAAUCCAAACUUAAUAUAUCCAUCUUUAUUCAUAACCUGUGAAUCACAUGUUAGGGUUUUUACAAGAAAUUCACAUGGCGGUGCAUUUUUUUCGUUUUUUUGUUCCAAAAAAAAGAUUGUAAAGUUUAUUUAAACGUUUGGGAGACGAGCUGCAGCAGCUUCCGCUGUCGCUCGUGGUUGUGCCUCAACAUCUUUAACGUGACAUCUGACACUUGACUUUCCUGAGCUGUUCAGAUUGAUGUGACCUGUCGCCUGUGACGUGUUUGUAAAUCGAGUCUUUAUCGGGUGACAAACAAAUCGCUGCUUGUUCCCGCUCCUGACGUUUGGAGACGGAUUAGACGUUUUCUGUGAUCACAGCUUUGCCGUUCUAGAGAUUGUUUUUCUUUCUGUCACAUGAUAGAUAACAUGUCAGAUGUUUAAGUUUUUACGCUUUAUCUCUUGUGACUGUCUCGGUGAGUUUAUCCUGCUUCUAAAAACACGAAAUAUUCCUCGUUAGCUCGGAGUCAGACGUUGUUCAGACGUCGGCCUCAGAUCUUUAUCAAAUUAGGGCUUUAAAAAGUGAAGCUCGUUACAAUGUAAAAAAUCUGGAUUCUUUUUUACAUUGUAAAGGCAAUUCAUUAAUUUGGUUAAUAUCGCCCCCUAUAGGCUGCAUAUCUCACUACAUAGUCUGUGCCUAGAUCGUGUAAUUUAACAUCAACCUACGUGACUUUAACAAUCUGUCUAUAAGACGGUUUUUCUAACAGGAGGUUUUGGUGAGAAGCCGGAUGGACGUCAGAAGCUUUAACUCCUCCGUUCAACAGUCAAACUGUUUUCACUCUGCGGCAGCUCGGACAAAUUUCUGCUUUAAGUUUUUACACCAAAAUAUAAGUUUUAUAAAAACAGCCAUAAAGUAACAGCUUUCAUUUUUAUCUGUCAAAUUUCUUCACAAAUCUUCAAGUAUUGUUUUAAAUCAACUUCAGUUUUUCUUUCAGCUUCAUUUACAAAGUUUCCAAAAUGUUUCUAUAUAUAUAUUUCUAAUAACUUGAUUUCAUACAUCUCUAAUGACAUGAAAAUGAUCUUGUUAGUACUUAAAGAAUGUUCUUUCUAUAAUUUUAAGGUUCUUGUCCGAACACAAGAUGGAUGUCGUUUUAUUUUCUUGUUCUUCAUGAAAACAAACUUGUGGAUUUAAGUCGACAGGUUUUGUUUCGUCCAUGUGCUGAUCAGGAAGUGAGUGAGGGGGGGGGGGGCUGUUAUCUUUCUGUUUGCUGGAUCUUCAGUAUUUAAGUUUCACUCUGGCAGAACAAAAUUAUUUCUCAGCACCGAUACGAUUAUAACAUUUGUGCUAAGCUAACUAGCUAGCCUGGUGUUAAACAGAUGAGUUUGAUCGACCUCAUUAAUUUAACUCACCUGAAGAAGCUCCACCUCUGAAACUAUUCAUCACUUUAAGUGAAAACGUACAAAGUCCUUGUGUCUUGAGGUUUUUCUUUACUCCAUCUUCACCAGCUGAUGAUCAGCUGGUCGUUAAUGAUUCAAACCCUGACGUGUAACCGACGAAUCACAGCCACCGCUUCAUCUUUGAGUUCAAAUAAUUGUUAAGUGCUGAAAAAUAAAAAAAAAAAUCCUCCAGAGUGAGAUCCGACUUUAAAAAAGGGCUGCCACGUUUUAUUCAACGUGAAUAAGGGAACUCAAAACACAUCAUGAAAACUCAAAGUAUUUUUAAAGUGUAAAUAUUUUUUCUUUCUUUUAGACAAAUUCUCUACGUAAGACGGAGGAGAUGUAUUUUUAUGCAACAGAAUAAUUAAAUUGUAUAUUCAUGUGUUCAUCCUCUCAGCUGUAAGUAUGAUUCAGGAUGACUUUUAGUUUGAAAGGAAAAAUGUUCACAUUAUAAAUAAAUAUAAUGUAUAUGAAAUCUAUCAAUUAAAGAAAAUCUGAAACCAA
Platichthys flesus (European flounder) is the source of this 5474-nucleotide messenger RNA. Its product is annotated as P2R1A-PPP2R2A-interacting phosphatase regulator 1. The coding region runs from base 733 to 1398 and encodes 221 amino acids. Lineage: Eukaryota; Metazoa; Chordata; Actinopteri; Pleuronectiformes; Pleuronectidae. The record is from RefSeq and is a predicted model, not a curated record. Gene Ontology annotation, molecular function: protein serine/threonine phosphatase inhibitor activity. The transcript has 9 exons.